Messenger RNA from Dreissena polymorpha, 7871 nucleotides. Its product is annotated as UDP-N-acetylglucosamine--peptide N-acetylglucosaminyltransferase 110 kDa subunit-like. The transcript has 22 exons. The coding region runs from base 77 to 3211 and encodes 1044 amino acids. NCBI's taxonomy places the organism in Eukaryota, Metazoa, Mollusca, Bivalvia, Myida, Dreissenidae. The record is from RefSeq and is a predicted model, not a curated record. Gene Ontology annotation, molecular function: protein binding; protein N-acetylglucosaminyltransferase activity. Gene Ontology annotation, biological process: protein O-linked glycosylation.
UGUUUUUCAUAUGCUUGCACAAGAGCCGCAACACGGAAAAAUAGGUCAUUGCAAGGCAUAAAGAACAGACAUAAACAUGAGCAACGGUUACAUGAGAGCAGAGAAAGCUGUGGUUACCGGUUUGCAGACCACUGAUGGUGUCAUAGUUAUCACAGGUCUUGCAGAGCUGGCUCAUGCAGAAUACCAAGCUGGUGACUAUGAAUCGGCCGAACAGCACUGCAUGCAGCUGUGGAGACAGGAACCCGACAACACUGGAGUCCUGCUCCUGCUCAGCUCCAUACACUUCCAGCAGAGAAAACUAGAUAGGUCAGCCUAUUUCAGUCAGCUCGCUAUAAAGCAGAGUCCAACUCUAGCAGAAGCAUAUUCAAACCUGGGCAAUGUGUACAAAGAGAGGGGGCAGCUAUCAGAAGCCCUUGAGAACUACAGACAUGCAGUGCGCUUGAAACCAGACUUCAUAGACGGCUACAUCAACCUGGCCGCUGCUCUGGUGGCAGCUGAUGACAUGGAGCAAGCUGUACAGGCCUAUGUGACAGCACUGCAGUAUAAUCCGGACCUGUACUGUGUGAGGAGUGACCUCGGCAAUCUACUGAAGGCUCUUGGAAGACUGGAUGAGGCCAAGGCUUGCUACCUAAAGGCCAUAGAAACGCAACCUAGCUUUGCUGUGGCCUGGAGUAACUUGGGCUGUGUGUUCAAUGCCCAGGGGGAGAUAUGGCUGGCCAUUCACCACUUUGAGAAGGCUGUAGCAUUGGAUGCCAACUUUCUUGAUGCCUACAUCAACUUGGGGAAUGUGCUCAAAGAAGCUAGAAUAUUUGACAGGGCUGUUGCGUCCUACUUGAGGGCCCUAAAUCUCAGCCCUAACCACGCAGUGGUGCACGGAAACCUGGCCUGUGUUUAUUAUGAGCAAGGGUUGAUCGAUCUUGCAAUUGACACCUACAAACGUGCCAUAGAGUUACAGCCCAAUUUUCCGGACGCCUAUUGCAAUCUGGCAAAUGCACUAAAGGAAAAGGGGAAAGUGAGGAAAGCUGAGGACUGCUACAACACAGCCCUUACGCUGGCCCCUAAUCACUCGGACUCCCUGAACAACCUGGCCAACAUUAAGAGGGAGCAGGGCAACACUGAGGAGGCAGUGAGACUCUACCUGAAGGCUCUUGAUGUGUUCCCAGAGUUUGCUGUGGCCCACUCCAACCUGGCCAGUGUGCUGCAGCAGCAGGGAAAACUGCACGAGGCUCUCCUGCAUUACAAAGAGGCCAUAAGGAUAAACCCGACAUUUGCUGAUGCAUAUUCCAACAUGGGUAACACCCUGAAGGAAAUGCAAGAUGUACAGGGGGCCAUGCAGUGUUACACCCGCGCCAUACAGAUCAAUCCUGCCUUCGCUGACGCUCACAGCAAUCUGGCCUCCAUACACAAGGACUCUGGUAACAUCCCUGAAGCCAUCCAGUCAUAUAGAACUGCUCUGAAGUUGAAACCAGAGUUUCCUGACGCUUAUUGUAACCUGUCACAUUGUCUACAGAUUGUGUGUGACUGGACUGAUUACGGCGAGAGGAUGAAGAAGCUGGUACAUAUUGUUGACGAUCAACUUGAGAAGAACAGACUGCCCUCUGUGCACCCUCACCACAGCAUGCUGUAUCCGCUCAAGCACGACAUGAGACGAGAAAUUGCAGCAAAACAUGCGAACCUGUGUCUGGAUAAGAUCAACAUUCUCCACAAGCCCCCAUAUGAUCACCCCAAGGACCUGUCAGCCAGUGGAGGUAGACUGCGUAUAGGCUAUGUGAGCUCAGACUUUGGUAACCACCCCACGUCACACCUUAUGCAGAGUGUUCCCGGCAUGCAUGACAAGGACUCUGUGGAGAUUUUCUGUUACUCUUUGAGUGCCGAUGAUGGAACAUCAUUCAGAAAUAAAAUAGCCACAGAAGCAGAGCAUUUUAUAGAUUUGUCACAGAUUCCCUGCAAUGGCAAGGCGGCUGACCGUAUUAAUGCUGACGGUAUCCACAUCCUGGUCAACAUGAACGGCUACACCAAGGGGGCCAGGAAUGAACUGUUUGCACUUAAGGCAGCUCCCAUACAGGCCAUGUGGCUGGGCUAUCCAGGAACCAGUGGGGCCCCAUUCAUGGACUUCAUCAUCACUGACAGCUUCACCUCACCCUUGCAGUUUGAGGAGCAAUACUCCGAGAAAUUGGCAUACAUGCCGGACACAUUCUUCAUUGGAGACCACAUGAACAUGUUUCCCCACAUGCUGGAGAAGGUCAUGGUACAGACAGAGGAGGGAGAGGCAUUCUCUGACAACUGCAUUGUCCUCAACGGCAUCAAACUAGACUCCAUUAAAGGUCUCACAACAGUCAAACAUGUGACUGUAGAGUGUGCAUCAGGGGAGACCACUGAUGAUGGUGACAAUCAGCCAGGAACUGUAACCUAUGAGACUGUUCUGCUCCAAGUACGGCCCGUCUUGACUCAGAUGAUCUCGACUGGCCUGUCUCAUGCCUCCGUCAACAAUGUGCUUAUACAGAAUGGUGUCACAACUACACAGACUAAUAACAAGUCCGCCACGGGGGAGGAAAUCCAGCACAACAUCAUGAUCAGUGCCCGAUGUCAGUACAAUCUGCCAGAAGACGCGGUGGUGUACUGCAACUUUAACCAGCUCUAUAAGAUUGACCCAGACACGUUGAGCAUGUGGUUUGAAGUUCUCCUGAACGUACCAAACAGUGUGCUGUGGUUGCUUAGAUUUCCAGCAGUCGGGGAGCCCAAUGUGAUACAGAGUGCAAAGCAUGCGGGCCUGGAUAGCAGUCGGAUUGUCUUCUCACCUGUUGCACCCAAGGAGGAGCAUGUACGACGUGGUCAGCUGGCGGACGUGUGCCUGGACACGCCACUGUGUAACGGACACACCACGGGCAUGGAUGUGCUGUGGGCGGGGACUCCCAUGGUCACCUACCCCGAGGAGACGUUGGCCUCUAGGGUGGCCUCCUCUCAGCUGUUGGCUCUCGGCUGCCCUGAGCUGGUUGCCAAGGACAGGGAAGACUACAUCAGGAUUGCUGUGAAGCUGGGCAACGAUAAGAAGUAUCUGAGCGCCAUGAGAGCUAAGGUCUGGAAGGCUAGACUCACAAGCCCAUUGUUCAACUGCAAGACCUACACUCAAAACCUAGAAAGAGUAUUCUGGAAGAUGUGGAAGCAGAGAGUGGCAGGGAACUCACCACAGCACAUAUCACUGCAGGAUUAGUUUGGGGGUGGAGAUUAUCAAAACUGUUGAAAAAAGGCUGAUACGAAUAUAGCUUUGUUUGCCAUCAGGCAAUAUGCAGGUCCCUGGGUUGGAAAUGCAGACUGGAUCGUUUUCACGUUCUUUUCCAAGAGUUUAAGUACUGGUUUACCCUUGGUUUAAACUUGAGUUUGUCUCCAUAAGCCUUUUACUGUAGAUGCAACUCAGUAAAAGUAAAUAGAUUAUAGACAAAAGGGUUUUACUUGUCCAUUGAUGCAACUCAGUAAAAGUAAAUAGAUUAUAGAGAAAAACUGUUUACUUGUCCAUUGAUGCAACUCAGUAAAAGUAAAUAGAUAAUAGAGAAAAACUGUUUACUUGUCCAUUAAUGCAACUUAGUAAACAUAAAUAGAUUAUAGAGAAAAACUGUUUUCUUGUCCAUUGAAAAAAUAUCAUGCACUGAUGUACUGGUUGGCAUUAUAAUGAAGGUUUUUAUUAAAUGAUAAAUUUUACCAAUAUUUGUUGGUAUAUUAUGAUUAUAAAUCUCCCAACGUGUGCAUGUUUUUCGACACGUUCUUCAUAGAAAAGUAGGAAGCAGACAUUAACUUGUAUAGUAUAAAAUAACUCACCCUGGCCAAGGUAGUAAUUAUUUUCACAUCACUGGUUCUGUGGACUGUUCUCUUUAAUAAUUAUUUGCAAUUUACAUGAAAUAUGCAUGCGUAAUAAAAGUAAGUUAUUUUCCCAGAUAUCUAGUUCUCACGCUGUUUAUUCUUUUAGGUCUUACAAACUUGCUAUAAACAUUAAAUGUUCUCUGAAUGCCAUACAGGUUAUUUAUUUCAUGCAAAGUGUGUGUUUAUAUUUGUUUAUUUUAUACAUGCGCUUUCAAAAUGAACUAAAAAAAAUUAUAGUGCCAUUAGCACAUUCAAAUGCAAUGUGUUUUUACAAAGCUUUUUUUGUCCCCUACCGGUUUCACCGGAGGGGACUUAUGGUUUGCGCUCUGUCUCUCUGUCUGUCAGUCAGUCACACUUUUCUGGAUCCUACGAUAACUUUAAAAGUUCUUAAUAUUUUUCAUGAAACAUGGAUAGAUGGCAAUAUGGAAAUUAUGCACGUCAUUUCAUUUUGUUCCUACGUCAAAAAUUCUGGUUGCUAUGGCAACAAAUAGACUAGAAAUACUGCUGAAAAUGGUGGUUUUCUGGAUCCUGCGAUAACUUUAAAAGUUCUUAAUAUUUUUUCAUGAAACUUGAAACAUGGAUAGAUGGCAAUAUGGACAUUAUGCACGUCAUUUCAUUUUGUUCCGUCAAAAAUUCUGGUUGCUAUGGCAACAAAUAAAAAAAAUCUGACAAUGGUGGAAUUUCUGACAAUGGUGGAGCCGGUAGGGGACUAUAUUGCUUGGCAAUAGUCUUGUUUAAUCAUGAUAUUUAAUUGUCAACAUAAAAACUGUUCUAGUAUUCACUAUUUGUGCAUGUCCCUUGUUAGAUGAUUGUUCAGGCAUUUGGUGUUUUAUCAAACUUCCUUUAAUGAUAUCACAUGCAACAUUGGAUUUUCAUAGGUCAUUGGUUGGUUUUAUGUAUAUAUUUGUUCAUCAUCAUCUUGUUUAUGUUACCUUUUAAAUGCAAUAUUUACUGUAUCAGCAUUUUUAGCUCACCUGAGCACAACGUGCUCAUAGUGAGCUUUUGUGAUCGCCUUUUGUCCAUCGUCCGUCGUGCGUAGUGCGGCGUCAACAUUUGACUUGUAAACUCUCAAGAGGCCACAUUUAUUGUCCAAUCUUCAUGAAAUUUGGUCAGAAGAUUGGUCUCAAUGAUAUCUUGGAUGAGUUCGAAAAUGGUUACGUUUGCUUGAAAAACAUGGCUGCCAAGGGGCUGGGCAUUUUUCCUUAUAUGGCUAUAUAUGGCUAUAGAAAAAUCUUGUUAACACUCUAGAGGCCACAUUUAUUGUCUGAUCCUCAUGAAACUUGGUCAGAAGAUUUAUCCCAAUAAUAUCUUGGAGGAGUUCGAAACUGAUGCUGGUUGGUUGAAAAACAUGGCCGCCAGGGGGCAGGGCAUUUAUCCUUAUAUGGCUAUAGUAAAACCUUGUUAACACUCUAGAGGCCACAUUUAUUUUCCAAUCUUCAUGAAACUUGCUCAGAAGAUUUGUCCCACUGAUAUCUUGGAUGAGUUCAAAAAUGGUAACCUUUGCUUGAAAAACAUGGCUGCCUAGGGGCGGGGAAUUUUUCCUUAAAUGGCUAUAUAUGGCUAUAGUAAACUUUUGUCAACACUCUAGAGGUCACAUUUAUUGUCCAAUCUUCAUGAAACUUGGUCAGAAGAUUCAUCCCAAUAAUAUCUUGGACGAGUUCGAAAAUGAUUCCGGUUGGUUGAAAAACAUGGCCGCCAAGGGGCUGGGCAUUUUUCCUUAUAUGGCUAUAGUAAAACCUUGUUAACACUCUAGAGUGUUUUGUCCAAUCUUGAUGAAAUAUGGUCAGAAGAUUUGUCUAAUGAUAUCUUGGAUGAGUUCGAAAAUGGUUAUGUUUGCUUGAAAAACAAGGCCGCCAAGGGGCGGGGCAUUUUUCCUUAUAUGGCUAUAUAAGGCUAUAGUUAAAUCUUGUUAACACUCUAGAGGCCACAUUUAUAGUCCGAUCUUCAUGAAACUUGGUUAGAAGAUUCAUCCCAAUAAUAUCUUGGAAGAGUUAAAAAAUGAUGCUGGUUGGUUGAAAAACAUGGCCACCACGGGGUGGGGCUAUUUUCCUUAUAUGGCUAUAGUAAAACCUUGUUAACACUGUAGAGGUCACCUUUAUUUUCCAAUUAUCAUGAAACUUGGUCAGAAGAUUUGUCCCAAUGAUAUCUUGGAUGAGUAAGAAAAUAGUUUUGGUUGCUUUAAAAACAUGGCCACCAGGGGCGGGGCAUUUUUUCUUAUAUGGCUAUAUAUGGCUAAAGUAAAACCUUGUUAACACUCUAGAGGCCACAUUUAUUGUCCAAUCCUAACGAAAUUUGGUCAGAAGAUUAGUCUCAAUGAUAUUUUAGAUGAGCUCGAAAAUAAUUAUGUUUGCUUGAAAAAAAUGGCUUCCAAGGGGGGGAGCAUUUUUCCUUAUAUGGCUAUAGUAAAAUCUUGUUAACUCUCUUGAGGCCACAUUUACUGUCUGAUCAUCAUGAAAUUUGGUCAGAAGAUUCAUCCGGAAUAUAUCUUGGAAGAGUUCAAAAAUGAUACCAGUUGGUUGAAAAACAUGGCUGCCAGGGGGCGGGGCAUUUUUUUUCUUAUAUGGCUAUAGUAAAACCUUGUUAACACUCUAGAGGCCACAUUUAUUUUCCGAUCUUCGUGAAACUUGGUCAGAAGAUUCAUCCCAAUAAUAUCAUGUUAUCUCAGGUGAGCAACUUUGGGCCUUUCAGGCCCUCGUUUGUAGGUUUUGACCUAGCUACCUUAUCGUACCCAUGCCUUACCAUGAUUGAAUAUUUUGUUGUUAAGAGCACUAUUAAAAGUCUGUAAAUUUACCGAGCAAGAUGUGUUUUCUGUAGAUAUUCCAUAAGGUGUAAUCAAAAUUGAAGUAAUGUAUGUCAUGACCUGUGCAAGCUAAAAUGUGCAUUAUGCCAAAAGCUGCCAGCAUAGCACAUAUGGUAGUCUGGUCAGAGGCUACCCUGUCUGCUUAUCAGACCAUAUGAGUCGCGUUCUGAGAAAACUGGGCAUAAUGCAGUCCUGACAGGCUAAUCAGGGACAACACUUUUCGAUUUUAUGGUAUUUUUAGUUUCAAGGAAGUCCCUCCUUACCGAAAAUCAAGUUUAGGCGGAAAGUGUCGUCCCUGAUUAGCCUGUGCGGACUGCACAGGCUAAUCUGGGACGACACUACGCAAAUGCAUUAUUCCCAGUUUUUUCAGAACAAUUGUAUAACUUUUCAGGACUUAAUAGCUGACAAGGUAGCUCCUGACAAGGUUGUGUAAUGAGCAUGCUAGUUAAGUUUGCUGCAUAUUGCAUUUGACAAUUUUUCGCAUGAUGGGGUUCACAUUGUAUAAAGCACGGUACAUUUUGUACCCUGUUUACUUAUGUUUAGUUGCGGCAACAAAAGCAGUCUUUUAUUGGCAUACACUGUACUACAAAUAUAUGGGUGUGUAUGUAUGAAAUGAAAAUGGCAUACAAUAUCUGUGUGAAUAGCAAAUUAUUCAUGUUCAUGUGAACAUUGUUUUCAUUUAUUUGCUGCUUGAACCAAAUAGAAAACAUUAAUUAAAUUGUUAAUUAUCGGUCUCUGCAUUUAAAAAUCAAUUUCCAUUUGUCAUUAAUAAUAAAUAUUUUUCCUCUUAAUUGAGUAUCAAAUAUAAUGCAAACAGAAAAAAAUAAAUGGAUACAUGAAUGUUUCAAACACGUUUUGCACAUUAUUACAAAACAUCUCUUUACUUUUGCUUAUCAUUUUACACGUACGGAAUUAUUUUAAAGUUACAAGGAGCAUUUUAUUUUUCUUUGUAUCUUGUAUGAAUGUAAUAGCUUUUAGUGUUAUUUUGUGUCAUUGUUGGUUCCAAUGUGGUAGAAACAUGAUGAGGCACAUGGUAGCUGUUUGUUGUUACAGUGUGUUAUUUAUUAUUUUAUAUUAUUUCCAUUACAAUGAUAUUGCGACAUGACAUGGGAUGAUUCUAUGUUAGUGUUUUAAAAACACUUGUUAUAGUCUCUUGAUUGUUUUAUAUAUAUAUAUAUAUAUUGAAAUUGAAGAAUAAAUGUAUUGUUGCUUUCAA